This is a messenger RNA of Capsella rubella, 919 nucleotides long. RefSeq names its product MRN complex-interacting protein. Gene Ontology annotation, biological process: mitotic G2 DNA damage checkpoint signaling. Gene Ontology annotation, cellular component: nucleus. NCBI's taxonomy places the organism in Eukaryota, Viridiplantae, Streptophyta, Magnoliopsida, Brassicales, Brassicaceae. Gene Ontology annotation, molecular function: chromatin binding. The transcript is spliced from 4 exons. The record is from RefSeq and is a predicted model, not a curated record. The coding region runs from base 37 to 819 and encodes 260 amino acids.
CCCUAGAGAAGCAGACGAAGAAGAAGAAGAAGAACAAUGGCGAGUACUCUCUUCAUCGCUCUUCAAUGUUUCGAGUGUUCAACUAUGCAGGUGAAGCAGAAGAAGAAAAGUAGCAACAAGUGGGUUUGUGUGAUUUGUAAUCAGAAGCAAUCAGUGAAAAAAGUGUUUGCUCAGGGUUAUAAGGCUAAGGAUCUCCGUCGCUUUGUUCAAUCGUUUAAUAUGUCUCGCAAAGCUAGCGAUGAUAAGGCACUAAGCUUUGUAGAUUCGUGCUCGGAGGUUGAUGUUAGAGAAGAAGUUGACGAGGAGGAGGUUUCAGAUGCUUGUGGAAAGAAGCGAUCUGAUUGGAGUGAGUAUCUCGAUUUCGAUUUGCCAAAUGAUGACCGGAGAUUAAGUGGAGUAGAAGACGAUGUGAAGAUUGUGACCGAGAUGCCGACCAAUAUGUUCAAAAGGCCAAAGCUGAACAAAUAUUCUACUCCUGGUGCACCUUCAUCUGAGACAGGAGAUGGUGAUGGGAUUUUUAAACCUGCCUUCUCUAUCCGCAACAUCGAAAAGCCAGACUUUUGUUCCGAUGCAGUGGUGAUGAGGAAGGAGAACAUAGAACAGAGAAGUCUAGAGUCAGAGUUAGAAAGAGUUACUAAGCCUGCUUCAAAAUGGGACGCCUACUUGAUCAAUGACAAAAUAGAACACCAGGCACCACCACGAUUUGGUGGAAAAAAAGCCUUGAAGGAUGUUGACGUAGAAGAUUGGGACAGUGCAAUAACGGAGAUGAGUUCGGAACACCAGAUAGUAGACGAGGAAGUACAUCCAGAUUUCAUGUAAUUAAUGAAGUAUUAUGUUUAACCAAAGCAAGUUAUUAGAUGAAAUGCAAAAUGUAAAAAAGGUUUUGAAGCAAUUUAGAGUUGCAAAAGAGUUAAACUCA